CGGCGGUGACGCUUGCCUUUAGGUUUUCUAACAAUCUGUACUGAUUUUGGGACGACCACCGAACCACAAUGACGACCAUUUUUGCCUUCUUCUGUCUUUUGAAAGUAACGUUGGCACUUGCUGCUGAGGUCAACAUUGAGGGAAUUGAAGGAGGAGAUGUUUCAUUCAAAUGCUCUCACAAACUGGCAAACAACAACAAAAAGUACUUCUGCAAGGAUCCAUGUAACAGUAAAGACAUACUGGUUACUGUUUCACCUGGUGAGAAGGCAGAGUCUGGAAGGAUAAAUCUGGUGGAUCAUGAGGACGGUUCCUUCAAGGUUACCAUCAAACAUCUUCAGGUGUCCGACUCACACGUGUACUGGUGCGCAGUGAUUAGGUCCAUGCGCAACACGUUCACAUCUGUAAACCUUACAGUACAUAAAGCAGUGUUAAAGACAACUGUUCCACCAACUGUUUCUUCCCCCUGGUUUCCAGACUCAACCACCUCAACACAGAUGACAAACAGUGUGGGGACAACUACAACCAGAAACAUCUCAAAUGAGAUAAACAGCACCGGCAGUGUAAAUAGCCUUAGCAGCAACCUUGGAAACGCAGAGAAAUGUCAAAACCUCAGCUUCAAGUUUGCUCCAACCACAAAGACCCCGGGAGUAAGGUGACUGAGAUUAAAUGUUGCGGCAAGGGAGGAAAGAGUGAUAAACAUUCAUCGGAGGGAAUAGCUGUCACCAUUGACCACCUACGGCCGACUUCCACUCAAGGACUUUUUCCUCCGAUUUAUGAAAACCUUU
Messenger RNA from Cyprinodon tularosa, 785 nucleotides. RefSeq lists its product as uncharacterized. The record is from RefSeq and is a predicted model, not a curated record. The coding region runs from base 69 to 656 and encodes 195 amino acids. NCBI's taxonomy places the organism in Eukaryota, Metazoa, Chordata, Actinopteri, Cyprinodontiformes, Cyprinodontidae. The transcript has 6 exons.